Molecule: messenger RNA, 4189 nt
Organism: Menidia menidia (Atlantic silverside)
Lineage: Eukaryota; Metazoa; Chordata; Actinopteri; Atheriniformes; Atherinopsidae
Source: the annotation of a GenBank genome assembly
CAGCAUUACACUAAACCGGAAAUGCACAGCCGGAGAAGAAGAAAGCCGUGAGGCGGCUUCCUGUGCGACAGAAACACAGAUAGCAUGUAGCCGCUGUGCUGGGUUUUCCUCUGCCUCCGACCCGAAAACGGAGACCGUGACCCUCUGAGGGCUCGGCUAUGAUGUGACGGAGCAGCGCGUGGAGGGCAGGCGGAGGGUGUGAGUGCCGAGACCGGGAUGGACACCUGGACCCCGAACCCCCGAGCCAAGCCUUUCAUCCCGCGGCAGCAGCGGAGCUGGUACCUCACCUGGAAGUACACGCUGACCAACAAGAGGGCGGUCCGCCGGUUCUGUCAGGUCGGCGCUGUGCUGUUCCUCCUCGUAACUGUGAUCGUGAACAUCAAACUCAUCCUGGACACGAGACGAGUGGCUGACGAGGACGCGGCCGCUCAGGACUACGAGGAUGCCGUUCCCAAAAUGGAGACGCCGCGCAGGCCGGCCAACGGGCGCAAAGUGCUGGAUAUCGAAGUGUACUCCAGCCGCUCCAAGGUCUACGUGGCAGUGGACGGGACCACUGUCCUGGAGGAUGACAUGCGAGAACAAGGUCGAGGAAUCCACGUGAUCGUCCUCAACCAGGCGACUGGCCACGUGAUGGCCAAAAGGAUCUUUGACACCUACUCCCCCCACGAGGACGAAGCCAUGAUCCUCUUCCUCAACAUGGUGACUCGGGGUCGGAUCCUCAUCUUCACCAUUAAGGACGAGGGAACUUUCCACUUGAAAGAUGCCGCCAAGAACCUGCUGAAGGGUCUGGGUAGCCAGGUGUCGCUGGGCCUCAGCUGGAGGGACAUGUGGACUCUGGUGGUGAAGAAAGGAGGUCAGGUUUAUGGGGAGAAGCACUCCAAGUCUCCCGCUCUGUCCACUUGGGGCGACCCGGUUCUGCUGAAGACGGAGGUGCAGCUCACGGCCUCUGAAGAGGCGGAGUGCCACUGGGCCGACACCGAGCUCAACCGGAGGAGAAAACUGUUCUGCAGCAAGGUGGAAGGAUACGGCAGCAUCUGCAGCUGCAAGGACCCGGCACCCAUCGAGUUCAACCCUGACCCGCUGCCCAUCAAUAACGUCUUGAACGUGCCCGUGGCCGUCAUCGCCGGGAACAGACCCAACUAUCUGUACAGGAUGCUGCGGUCGCUGCUCUCAGCUCAUGGCGUCAACCCGCAGAUGGUCACCGUCUUCAUCGAUGGAUAUUAUGAGGAGCCCAUGGACGUGGUGGAGUUGUUUGGACUGAAGGGAGUUCAGCACACGCCGAUCAGCAUCAAGAACGCCAGAGUGUCUCAGCACUACAAGGCGAGUCUGACCGCCACCUUCAACCUUCAUCCGGUCAGUACCAGCACCCCCCCACUGCUCAGAGCCCACUUCCUGAGUCAGACCAUCCACCUGCUGGAUGAAGACGACAGCCUGUACUGCAUCUCUGCCUGGAACGACCAGGUGAGCCUCCUGCUCUUUCCACAACCCACAGCUUGGGCAGAGGCUCAUCUUCCUGCUCCCUCUGGCAGCUGCCAGGUGGCUUUGUCUCGGCUCUCGGGUGUUAGGCAGACUGUCUCCGCAGAGAGCCUUCUGAAUGUUGUCGUUGUUGAGCAGGGCUACGAGCACACGGCGGAGGACCCGGCUCUGCUCUACCGGGUGGAGAGCAUGCCCGGUCUGGGCUGGGUGCUGAAGAGGAGUAUCUACAAGGACGAGCUGGAGCCAAAAUGGCCGACGCCAGAAAAGCUGUGGGAUUGGGACAUGUGGAUGCGCAUGCCGGAACAGAGGAAGGGCCGGGAGUGCAUCAUCCCAGACGUGUCCCGCUCCUACCACUUUGGGAUCAUCGGCCUCAACAUGAACGGAUAUUUCCACGAGGUGUAUUUCAAGAAGCACAAGUUCAACACGGUACCCAAUGUGCAGCUAAAGAGCGUGGACAGUUUAAAGAAAGAGGCUUAUGAGGUGGAGAUCCAAAACCUGCUCAGAGAGGCAGAGCUUCUGGACCACUCGAAGAACCCCUGUGAGGACUCCUUCUUGCCGGACUCUGAGGGGAAGGUCUACGUCAUGUUCAUUAAGAUGGAGUCUGAAUUAGACACGUCCACCUGGACCGAACUCGCCAAGUGCCUGCAUGUCUGGGACCUGGAUGUUCGCGGAUACCACCGAGGCCUCUGGCGGCUCUUCAGGAAGAGAAACCACGUCCUGGUCGUGGCGGUGCCCAUCUCUCCCUAUGCGGUGAAGAAGCCAGCUGCUGUCACUCCCAUCCACUUGGAGCCUCCCCCCAAAGAGGAGGGGGCGCCGGUGGAGCCGAUGUAGAGCCCACCCAGACCUGGGCAGGCCUUUAACCAGCCCUGAUCCACCCUGAACCGUGGCAGGUGUCCCACAUUGGGACACCACAGCUCAUGCCGGGUCUCACGGCCGAGACAGAUUUCUGCCGACAGAAACCCUCCAGAACUUUUAACUGUUUGCGUGUUUUUAUUUAGUUUUCAAACUACUGAACAAACAUUUUUAACUUAUUUAUUUUACAUCAGCCGUUUUUCAUUUUCGAAGAGAAAAUUUCGUCGUGGUCAGCCAUUUCUAAGAGUCCAACAUUUACAGAGUAUGUACAUACAAGCUGAAUUAUAUCGGUAUAUUUUUGAUGAAAGAUGCAAAGGGUUGGCAUAUUUUUUAGUCAGAUCUGUGAGAAGAGAAGCCCUGUGGGCUCUGGAUACAAUGAGCAAACCUUAAAGGACACAUUUCCCUUAUAGAUGCUUUCACUGACUGGUACGUUUGCUGUAACUGGAUCUGGGAUGAGAUGUAAUGAGGAUGAAUGGUGGUGGGCCAAGCUUGGACGUUCAAAUUCUGUCCGUGUUUUGAACAUCCGAGUCAAACCAGAAGGAUUCAGAUAAUCAGUCGAUGGUGGAAACGUGUUUGUUCCGAAUGGUGAGGAAUGUCAGCUCAGCUCAAACGGGCCCUGCCAACGUCUGAACUCCCUCGAUCUGCUGAAGCUUGACCUUUCAGUUUAUUUCGGCUGCCGUCAGGAAAACGGAAUCCAUCCAGCUGUUUGUUUUGUGAGCAAAAAGGGCCAGAUGUUGGUGGGGUGUCCCCUGUGGUCACAUGAUGAGCAUUGUCUAGCUCCUGGAGCUUUUUCUGCCUCUCUGCUCACGUCAUCCUGUGUUCACGGACCAUCUUUCAGAUUCGCUCUUUACAAAACUUUUUUUCCCCGUCAGGAUUUUGGAUAUCUCUGCAGGUUAAAGAGCUCUUGUUCUUAAAAAUCAGGAUGAUGCAUGUUGCAUUUUUCUCCGGUUUCACACCAGUCCUAAAAAGGCUGAGUGGAAACGUGACCCCAAACUGUGAAACUGAGGCACAUUCUCACUCAUUGUUUCUCGGUGACCUCUUCUAGAGGCCAGCGUUCUGGAUUUUCAGUUCUCCACAUUUCCAGAUGUCUCUGCAUUCUUUCAAAACGUUUUUCUUUGCAUAGGUGGUUCAUUCAGACUUGGCUCUGAGCGUUGUCAUUAGUCUGAGCCUCAGUUUGUUCAGUAUUUUAGAUCUGUGUGAGGUUUGGUCCUCUUUGGCCACCAUAAAGGGGGGGUGCCCUCUGUGACUAGUCAGAAGUUACCUGCCAUCUGUUGCUCAUCACUUUGUUGUGAGAGCAUGAGAGAGAUUUAUUUGGGGGGCUUUUAGCUCUGAAAAUCCAGUAUAAGACGUAGUUCUAAACAGGAAAUAAACCAAGUGGAGGAAAAACAGGUGGGCAUCCAGAAGAGAGAAAUGAAUAGUUCUUUUUGAGUUAGUGAUUUAUAUGGUGUUCUUUCAGCAUUUUGAACCAGAUUUCAUCCCUUUCUGACAAAUGCCUAACAGGUAUUGUAUGGUGGUGCUGGCUACACUAAGAUCAUUGCUGCUCCGGUCAUGAUUUCUGAUUUGUGUCUCAUCAGUGACAGUGGGGGGGGUUGUUGGGGGGGGUCUUUCAGAGGUUAAAACCCCUGAGAAUCUCCUCCUUUUACUUCAUGAGUGACUGAAAAUGUCUUUUAUCUUCUGAGCGUGAAUAAAAAAAAGUUUUUGUCUAAGUCUGUUGCCCUGUUUUCUGCUCUAAACCAGGAAAGCUCAGAGCUGUGGCCUUCAGGUUUCCCUCGGCUUAUCAGUGGGUGAGAGGAAACCCGGUGUAUGUAAAUAUAGGGUUUGGUGGGUUCCCCCAGCUGACCGGGACGAGCUGUGGCUUCCU